Cladocopium goreaui is the source of this 1104-nucleotide messenger RNA. Lineage: Eukaryota; Dinophyceae; Suessiales; Symbiodiniaceae. The record is from the annotation of a GenBank genome assembly.
AUGCCCAAGCCAGUGUACGCCACAGCGGAUGAGCUGGCGGAAGCGGUGAAGAAGCUGGAGGGUCAGUUGAAAGCCACCGAAGCCAAGCUUGGUGGGGCAUUGAAGCAGUCGGAGACCAAUCUGAAAGGCGAGCUCGCAAAGGCAAAUGAGCAGAUGGCCAACAAUGCCCAAGUGGCGAACGAGGGCACACAACGUUGUGGCAAUGACUCCAAAACCUAUACUGACGACAGGCUGAAUCAAUUUCGCACCGACAUGAUGGGACUGCUCAAUGGCACCCAAGACGAAAUCGGGCAGGCGCAAUCUAAGCUCAGCCAAAAGGUGGAGUCCGUUGACAAUGACGUUCGGAAAGCAUUGGCCGAUGAGCUGGCGGCACUUUGUGAGCGAAUUGACAAAGAGUUUCAAGCGACCCGGGAAGACAUGACCAAGUUCUCAGAGACGAAGUCACAAGAGGGCAAGGCCAACUUAGCGGAUCAAAGAGACCAGUUGAACAGGGCCAUGGCAGAGGCUGCUAAGGAGGUCGACCAAAAGAUGGACAAGCUGCAAGCUACCAUGGAGAAGUUCUUGAAGGACUUCAGCGAUACUCAGGCAAAAGACCAGGCUUCACGCGAUGAGAAGACCCAGCGCUCUGAGAGUGAAAUCUGGUGCACUGCUCAGCUGGGUGCAGCUGGAGAUGUGCUGAAGCUCGACCGAACCAAUGAAUUGCUGCAGGAGCUGACAGACAGCUCCACCAGGGACACGGAGAGCUUACGUGAAGAAGCAACCAAAAACUUGGAGGACUACAAAACAGCAGCGAAUGGUCGUUUGGAUGGCCAUGAUGAGGAAAACCUUCAGAUGCGCACUGCCCUGAUGGAGGUCGAAAAUCUUGCGACUCGACGAGUAGAUUGGGUCAUCAAGGAUGCAUCCAAGCGUUUGCGCCCAAACAGCGCCAGCAAAGCAAGUUUGCACACCAGCUGGUUUUCGCCCAAGUUCGACAUGGCAGGUGGACAUCAACAUCGUCAUUUUGCUGCCUACUUUCUGUAUUAUCUCGUUUUGAUGUUUCCGACAAUUGAAUGUCGUUCUCGUGAGCUCUUUUGUAGACGAAAACUGCUGGCAGAGGAAGAGUAA